AUGUCUAAUUCAAGAUAUCAUCAACUAGAGAAUAGGAAUGACGAGCGGUUGAACAGCUUAGCCAAUAAAUUACAAACAUUCCGUGGUAUAAACCAAGAUAUUGGUGAUCAGGCAGUGGCAGAUAAUUCUGUCAUGAAUCAGAUUUCUGAUUCAUUUGAUUCAUUGCUUCAUGGUGUCAAAAACACUUCGCAAAGGUUGACUAGAAGUCUAAAUGCAGGUGGUAGCGUUUGGAGAAUGGUUGCGUUAGCACUCUUAAUUUUCUUUAUCCUAUACACUCUGUUUAAAGUUUUCUAA
Molecule: messenger RNA, 294 nt
Organism: Zygosaccharomyces rouxii
Lineage: Eukaryota; Fungi; Ascomycota; Saccharomycetes; Saccharomycetales; Saccharomycetaceae
Gene: SFT1
Product: Sft1p
Exons: 2
Coding region: 1-294 (97 amino acids)
Biological process (GO): intra-Golgi vesicle-mediated transport
Source: RefSeq, a predicted model, not a curated record